This is a messenger RNA of Oncorhynchus kisutch (coho salmon), 10382 nucleotides long. RefSeq names its product pecanex 3. Bases 1878 to 8738 code for a protein of 2286 amino acids. The transcript is spliced from 33 exons. NCBI's taxonomy places the organism in Eukaryota, Metazoa, Chordata, Actinopteri, Salmoniformes, Salmonidae. The record is from RefSeq and is a predicted model, not a curated record. Gene Ontology annotation, cellular component: membrane.
CUGGCAAACAAUCUUGGAUUAUCAUGCGGUACUGAUUGUCAUAGCAAUCAGUUUCUUUGCUGUCUUUUUUUAUUUAAUUUUGAGGCUUUGCUUUCUGUUCACCAAUUGUAAAAGUUGUUGUGGAACUAUAGCUAGCUACAUAUUAGAAGAAUGACUAAUGCAACACGACCAAAAUGACACUGUGGAAUGUCAUUCUCUUCCUGUGUGGGUUUUUGCUUCCCGUGUGAAUAUGAUUGUAGCAGCUAGCGAGCUAACGAAUAGGAGCUUUUUAACGCUAGCUAUCCAGCUAGCGAACACAUGAUAAGGGCAAUGACGCAAAUCUGUACAAACUGACAGUUUUUCUGAAACAAAAAGUAGAUAUCCACAGUGUCUUUCCAAAGAAGAAAUGCCACCAUCACCUGAAAACAAUGAUAGCCAACUGUGGUAACUAGCCAAAUGUACUAGCUAACAACCCGCAGUGGUAAGGAAAAAUCCGAGAUUCUUUAGCUAGCUAACGACGUUACUGCUUUACACGGAAGAGAAGAGGCACAGCUGAGCAGCGUUGAUUUACCUAAGGGAGUCGUCGAUAAACAGUUGAAUACUAUAUAGUUAUCACGAGAGGUUACCAAGUUUUCUAUCUAGCCAAACACUCCGUCUCAAUUCUGAUAGCUAAUUUAGCGUGGGCUGUUUUAUUUUGAUGUGGCCUAACUAGCAUGCUAAUCGAGCGUCCAUGAUGUAUUUGCUGCCAAAUCUCUAUGUUGGCCAUUCUGUUUAAUUCGACACAUAAUGCAUUUGUUUAUAAGUAUUAUCUCGAAAUGACAUGUUGAUGUCUUGUUUUGGAAGCACAAUGGUUGGCAUAUAGCUAACUGCUAACUAUUUGGUUAUAGCUAACGUUAGCAUGUAUCUAAUGUUAAGUGUUUUCAUUUGACAAAUCAGCUAGGUAGCUUGCUAUGUUUGUUGGUGGAGUGCAUUGGUUGGCAAAUAACGUCUGGAGGAAAUUGUUGAUAGCUAAAAUAACAUGUAGGCAGCUGCUAGCUAGCAUUACAUAGCCAGCUAACUUAGAUAACAGUAAAAUACGUGAUAUUGUGUCUAUCAGUGAGUAGGUAACAAGCUAGUGGGAGUAGUGUUGGCCUUGACGCUAACGUUAUUGCUACCAAGGGGUCAUGAAAAAUAGAAUUCCUAGUUAGUUGGGUUAUGAACUAAGCUCCCGAAUGGUUAAUGGGUAGCUAGCUAGCUUUCUGCAUUGGCUGAUUCAGAUACUUUAGGGUAGUAGUAUACAUAUAUAUCUAUGGAGUAUCAUUGCAGAUGGUUAUUCUGAUAAUUUCUCAGGAUUCAUAAAGCUUCCGGUCUCGUGAGGUUGAGGACUCCGAAGUACAUAUCUAAAGAAAUUAGUCCAACCUAGUUACGGCUCCAUCUCUGAGUAGGAGCAUUAUUAUGAUUGCCUGUGACAUUAGAGCGGUGCACAGCGUCUUCCUCUGAAGGAUGUUAUCAGGACCUACUCUUAAUUUAUUGACGUGUGACUCAAAAUGCUGGAAAUGUGUGAAGAAACCAACCAAAGCAGUUGUGAUUUUUCUUCCAGAUGAAUGUUAUUUAGUCAGUGGGUCACCACCAGUGUGCCAAAAAGUAAUUCUCCAGAUAAAGCAAGGAUUACUUUUUUGCAAGAACUGCACAGCAAAGCAGCCCAGUCUGGAGCAAGAACAUGCACAGCCUCCCUUGAGAUACACUAAGGACUAUACACCAGAAAGUGAAGCUGACUGUCUUCAACUGACUCAUUAACUUUUCAUCCUCAAUGGAAGUGCCAUUGUAGAUACGUGAACGGGUGGCUACAACUGGACCGUCUGGAGCUCCAGCCUUAGAGGAAACCUUGGAACCCUGGGUUGGCUGCUCUGAGGGGGACAAUGGGUUCCCAAGCUCUUCAGAUACUGCGGCAGGGGGUGUGGGCUUCGCUCACAGGAGGCUGGUAUGUGGACCCCCAUCAGAGCACGUUCUCCAACUGCUUCCACCUGUACCUCUGGAUAUUUCUCCUGGCCUUCCCUUUCCUGCUUUACAUGUCUCUCCCCCCCAGCCUGGUUGUGGCAGGUGUGUACUGUGCUGUGGUGGCAGCCUUCUUCACUGUCAUAAAGGCAGUGAACUUUCGCCUCCAUGCCAUGUUCGACCUGGGGGAGAUAGUGGAGAAGAGGCAGGCCUCGCUCAUAACUGACGCCCCACGGCUAGAAGAGGGGGAUGAUGGGUCCGGAGGCCACGACGGGAAUCAGCAUGGGGACAGCAAUGUUGGUGUGGAGAUGACUGUGUUCAGGAAGGUCAACUCAACACCUCCAGUUCGCUGCAGCUCCCAGCACUCUCUGUUUGGACUCAACCAGGUGUCGGAGUUUUUGCCUCAGCUUGAUGACAGUGGAGGCUCCAAGGAUAUCAAGGAUCUGAUGCGAGAGCAAGGCAGCAACAACUUGAUUGUCACGUCAGCACACCGAGAGAUCCUCCGCCACAGCUCCCAGGACCCGAUCCAUGUUGCCAACGUUGCCAACAUGGUUCAGUCCUGCUUGGCUGCUGCUCUAGGAGGAGAGUUCCCUGGUCUAAGGGGAGUGGGAGCAGGGAUGUCAGGGGGAUUUGGUAGCUUACAACCUGGGGAGUGCAUCUCCAUCCCCCCCUCCCCUUCCAGUCAGGAAGACGGAGGAGAGAAGGGCCAGUUGGAAGAGAUUGAGGGGAUGCUGGAGCAGCUGUCCCAGCAGAGUCCUGACGAGGAUGUGAUUGUGAUGGGAGCAUACUCCCCCCUGGGCCCCUCUGCUGAGUCGGGGAGCCUGGGGGACACUCCCAUCAGCCCUCUCAUAAAGAGCAGUCUGAGUGAGGAGCUGAGUGAGAACCUGUUGGGGCUGGGCCUUGACCCCGUGGCCUUCGCCCCAGGAACAGAGCACCCAGGCAGCCGCAGUGGGGUGGCCUUGGCUGCUGUCUCCACAGACAGCUGCUUCAGUGGGGGUGGGGCGGCCACGGACCGCGAGACCCUCAGCACCGUCAGCAGCUACCGCAGUGAGAAGACUGACUCCACCCAGCUGGAGAGCCCUUCACUCAGCCUGCCACGGAACAUAGACGCAGGGACACCGACCUCUGCCCUGGGCAUCAGUACCCUAGAGCCAGCAGAGGAGCCAGUGCUGCAGGGGGGAAGUGAUACUGACGACCUGUCGGACAGUGAACUGCUGCGCUCCCCCGCCAAAGAGUGCUCUCUGGGCCAGGAGCUUGAUAGGACACUAGUGGAAGGGGAAGAUUUGCCACCUGUCCACUCAGAUAUUGUACAGCCCCCUUCCCUCCAGGACUCCUCUCCCUCCAGUAGUGGGCACUCCGAGUCCUGUGAUCUGGACAGGAGGGUUCCCCCCCUCCCCCCUCCGAGGCAGGCCAGCUCGGUGCCGUCAGGGCUGGCCCUGGGUCUAGUGUGUUCCGAGCCUGCGUUGCCCAUCUCCUCCACCCCAUUCCUGCACUCUGAGCAGUCCUCUCUGCAGGCCCAGCAGGUGGUGCGCCCCAAAGACUUGAAGCUGCUGCGGACCGGUGGCAGUAGUGUGGGCCACCGGCCUGGCCGCAGGAAAGCCCCUCGUAAGCGAGGUGGAGCGGGAAGCAGCAGCUUUGACUGCGGCUCCUACAGGCGGCACCAUGGGCAGCACAGAGACUACAUCCCAGUGCGCAGCCGGCUGGGGGCUAAGGCCUACAGCGAGAGCCUUUUUGAGGACUCCAGUGACGAGGACGACGGCAGUGACAUGAGCGCCGGCUCAAGUCUGGGCUCCCAGAGACGCUACAGCUCUGACGACGACGACGAUGACGACUCGAGCUCCUCUACCUCCUGCUACUCCCCUGACCUCGCUAACGCUGGCAUUACGAACCCGCCCCCCUCCUCCACCCAGCUGCCCAACCCCAGGGAAGGAGAGUUGUCUGAGACAGCUGGCCCAUCCCACUCCCAAAGGGCUCAGAGGUCAGCUAGCACGGCUAGUGCUAAAACUCACGCCAGGGUGCUCAGUAUGGACGGGGCCGGUGGGGGCCACACCAACACUGUGGCCCUGCCCUCCACCAUGCUGACCUCCUCCACCCCCGCUCCACGACCCCUCACCGUCUCCAAGUCAGACCUGGAGGCCCGGACCAGCCACACAGACGGCUUCCCUGGAACUCACCACCAUCGCCUGGACUCUCUGGGAGGCUCCUGGGCUGGCAACCAGACGGGCUGGAGGACUGGGGAACUGGUGGAGGAGGGAGCUGUGGGGGGAGCUCUGGCCCCAGAGGAGGGGGGCAAGCGGGACUCGAUGAGCAGUGUGAAGAGGACCCAGGCCAUCCGCAGGCGACACAAUGCGGGGAGCAACCCCACACCACCUCCCUCUACCAUGGGCUCCCCACCCAGUCUCCAGGACCUCCAGCGUGCCCGUACCUCCUCACACUCGCGGACCCGGACCCUGCCCUCUGCCUUACAGUUUGCCACCUCACUACUGCUGCCCCGUGGGGGGGUCCACGAGGCCUCUACCUUUGACGACACCACAGAGGGGGCUGUGCACUACUUUUAUGACGAGGGUGGUGUGAAGAGAUCGUACACAUUUGGACCUGCUGGAGGCGGUUAUGAGGACCCAGUGGCGGAGCGGGAACGACAGUCCCAAUCCUCCAGCUUCACUUCCACUGAUGUCCAGGAGGGGGCCCCGGUGCUCACCAUGCUCCAGCCCAGGCCCGUGGUUCUGCAGGGCAUGCAGGUACGCAGGGUGCCCCUGGAGAUGUCAGAGAUGCCAGAGUUUGACCUGGACCAUGAGUCCCUGCAUGAGUCCCAUGAGAACACGCUGAUGAUCGAGGAGAAGGCCAAGCCCAAACAGUACUACCGUUUCUGGGUGCUGCCAGGGAAGUGGCUGAGGGUACGCUACGACCGCCUGGCCCUGCUGGCGCUACUGGACAGGAACCGUGGUGUAGGAGAGAAUGUGUUUGCGGUGAUGCUGGCCAGCAUGGUGGCCUUCCUGGGGUUCCUGCUGCUCCUGGAGGGCUUCUUCAGGGACAUCUGGGUCUUCCAGUUCUGCCUGGUCAUCGCCAGCUGUCAGUACUCACUACUGAAGAGUGUUCAACCAGAUGCAGCCUCCCCAAUGCAUGGCCAUAACUGGGUCAUCGUGUACAGUCGGCCCGUCUACUUCUGCCUGUGCUGUGCUCUCAUCUGGGUGUUAGACUUGACGGGGCGCUCAGGCCACCUGCAGCCCUUCUCACUCUAUGGCGUCACCUUCUUCUCCGCUCACUUCCUGCUCUGUGCCAGGGACGUGCUCAUAGUGUUUGCCUUGUGUUUCCCCGUCAUUUUCCUUUUUGGGCUUCUACCUCAGGUCAAUACCUUCCUCAUGUGUCUGCUGGAGCAGGUCGACAUGCACAUUUUUGGGGGAACAGCCACCACCAGCCCCCUGUCGUCGCUUUACAGCCUGUUACGCAGUGUGUUGGUGGCCUCGUUGCUCUAUGGAUUCUGCCUCGGGGCUAUCAAUGCGCCCUGGGAACAUCCCCAUGUGCCAGUGCUGUUUUCAGUGUUCUGUGGUCUGCUCCUGGCCCUCUCCUACCACCUGAGCCGCCAAAGCAGUGACCCUGUCAUCCUGUGGUCUCUGGUCCGCUCUAAGUUCUUUCCCGAGCUGGAGAGCCGGACCCCGGAGGAGCCUCCUCUGGAGAUCAAAGACCCCCUGCCCGGGAAACUACGCGACUCUGUGAGAGAGAUUUUUCACUCGGACCUGGUCAUGUGUCCCCUCAUGGCUGUCAUCACGUUUGCCAUCAGUGCCAGCACCGUGUUCAUCGCUCUGCAGCCUGCUCUAAGUUACAUCCUGUACAUGGUGGCUGGGGUGGUGGGCUUCCUCACACACUACCUGCUGCCUCAGCUCCGCAAGCAGCUGCCCUGGUUCUGCCUGGCCCACCCCGUGCUCCGUUCUCGAGAGUACAGCCAGUUCGAGGUCCGCGAUGCCGCCCAGUUGAUGUGGUUCGAGAAGCUGUAUGCGUGGCUGCAGUGUGUGGAGAAGUACGUUAUCUAUCCGGCUGUAGUGCUCAACUCCCUCACUACAGAGGCGCAGCGCGUCAGCCUGAAACCCAAGGAGCUUGACAUCUAUGGCCGUGCUCUCUUCAUCUCUCUGGCGGGGAUGAAGCUGCUGCGCUCGUCUUUCUGUGCCCCGUCUCUGCAGUACGUCACGCUGUCCUUCACCGCCCUCUUCUUCCUCUUCGACUACCCACACUUCUCAGAGACCUUCCUGCUCGACUACUUCUUCAUGUCCAUCCUUUUCAGCAAGCUCUGGGACCUGCUCUACAAGCUGCGUUUUGUCCUCACCUACAUCGCUCCCUGGCAGAUCACCUGGGGCUCUGCCUUCCACGCCUUCGCCCAGCCCUUCGCUGUGCCCCACUCAGCCAUGCUGUUUGUCCAGGCCGUGUUCUCGGCUCUCUUCUCCACCCCUCUUAACCCUGUCCUGGGCAGUGCUGUGUUCGUCACCUCCUACACCAGGCCCGUCAAGUUCUGGGAGAGAGACUACAACACCAAGAGGGUUGAUCACUCCAACACGCGACUGGCCACCCAGCUGGACCGCAACCCAGGUGCUGACGACAACAACCUGAACUCCAUCUUCUAUGAGCACCUGACGCGCUCUCUGCAGCACAGCCUGUGUGGGGACCUGCUGUUGGGACGCUGGGGAAACUACACCACAGGAGACUGCUUUAUUCUGGCCUCCGACUACCUCAACGCCCUGGUGCACGUCAUCGAGAUCGGCAACGGCCUGGUCACCUUCCAGCUGAGGGGGCUGGAGUUCAGGGGUACCUACUGCCAGCAGCGGGAGGUGGAGGCCAUCACCGAAGGGGUGGAGGAGGACGAGGGCUGCUGCUGCUGUGAGCCAGGCCACCUGCCCCACAUGCUCUCCUUCAAUGCGGCGUUCGGCCAGCGCUGGCUGGCCUGGGAGGUGGCCGCCACCAAGUACGUCCUGGAGGGCUACAGCAUCAGCGACAACAACGCCGCCUCCAUGCUGCAGGUGUUCGACCUGCGCAAGAUCCUCAUCACCUACUACGUCAAGAGCAUCAUCUUCUACGUGAGUCGCUCUCCUAAACUGGAGGAGUGGCUGGCCAAUGAGACGGUCCAGGAGGCGCUGCGACCCUGCCUGGGCCCAGCCUACGUGGACAGUGACCCAACCUUCAACCUGAACAUAGACGAGGACUACGACCACAGGGCCUCUGGCGUCACCCCCACUGCCUUCUGUAUGGUCUACCUGGACUGGAUCCAGUACUGCAACAGCAGACGCCCAACGCCAGUGGAGGACAGCGAGAGGGAUUCUCCGCUGAUCACCCUGUGUUUUGGCCUCUGCAUCCUGGGGAGACGGGCUCUGGGCACAGCCUCCCACAGCAUGUCAGCCAGCUUGGAGCCUUUCCUGUACGGCCUCCACGCCCUCUUCAAGGGGGACUUCCGCAUCACCUCUCCCAGGGACGAGUGGGUGUUUGCUGACAUGGACCUGUUGAACAGGGUGGUGGCCCCCGGGGUGCGCAUGUCCCUCAAACUGCACCAGGACCACUUCACGUCCCCAGACGAGUACGAGGACCCGGUGGUUCUGUACGACGCCAUCACUGCCAACGAGGAGAAGAUGCUGAUCAGCCACGAGGGCGACCCGGUGUGGCGCAGCGCCAUCCUGGCCAACAUGCCGUCACUGCUGGCCCUGCGCCACGUCAUGGACGACGGCAGCGACGAGUACAAGAUCAUCAUGCUCAACAAGCGGUUCCUCAGCUUCAGGGUCAUCAAGGUGAACAGGGAGUGUGUGCGCGGGCUGUGGGCGGGCCAGCAGCAGGAGCUGGUGUUCCUGCGGAACCGGAAUCCGGAGCGCGGCAGCAUACAGAAUGCCAAGCAGGCCCUGAGGAACAUGAUCAACUCGUCAUGUGACCAGCCCAUCGGCUACCCCAUCUACGUGUCGCCCCUCACCACCUCCUACGCAGGGGGGCACACCCAGCUCCGCUCCGUCUGGGGGGGGCCUGUUAGCCCCCAUAACAUCUACACCUGGCUCAUCAGCAGCUGGGACAGGUUACAGAAGGGUUGUGGGGCUGGCUGCAACAGUGGAGGGAACAUCGAGGACUCGGACUGCGGCGGCGGCUCCACCUCCAUCUCCAACAACCCAGCGGCUCACACCACCCAGAGCACCCCGGCCUCCAGCCUGCCCCUGCCCCAGCCCCACUUCACCUCCAUCCACCCCCCCAUGGGAACUGACAACCCUGUGGGCCCCACCCCCACCUGGCCCCACCACCCUCAGCCCCUCCCCUUGGCCCUGCUCAGCCAGUCAGAGGGCAGGAUGGACGCUGGGCUGGUCACCUCCCUCCACCGGACCUCGUCCAUCCAGGGCCUCCUGGGCCAGCACCUGUCCAGCUCCCAGCUGUCCUUCAGUAGCUCUGUGGCCAUGCCUUCCCUGCCCGGCCCAGAGCGCUUCUGCCCAGGCAGCUUCCAGGAGGGGGUGCACAGAGGGUCCGGACGGACAGGACAUGGCCUGGGGCAGGGCAGCGGGCUGCACUAUGAGGGCCUCUACGGGAAGUGGAGCCUGUCUGGCAGGAAGGGCUUCAACGGGCCAGCCUCCGCUGAGAGCGACAGCGGGGGGUCUCCAUGCAUACGGACACAGUCUACUCCACCUGCAUCCCGGCUUGAGGCCAGCCCAACCCAGGACCCACUGGGAGUUACCCAGUCCGCGGAGACCACGACCCUCACUGCAGGGGAGCCCCCCAGCCCCGCCCCUCGGGAGGAGUCCACAGAGCUGCCUUUACUUGAGCACCUGGAUUGAGUCUGCACUGGAGAACACAUGAGAACCCCUGCAGACAACGCACACCACCACCACGGCCAGUUCUAGAGUGGGCCUGACCGGCUCAGACUGGACUCAUUCCAGCUUCCCGGAGUCAUUCCAAAGAGAACUGGACUCUGAGGUUCGCUACAUCUCUGGCAGAUCACAACCUCUCAACAUGGUUCAUUUGUAAAUGUUUUCCAGCCUUUGCAAUACUGGAUGGAUCUGGGAGGUUUUAAGUACAUUCAUCUGCUCCUCAUCGAGCCACCGUAAGGAUGCAUGUAAAAACAAAAUGUAUGCACCAACCCCCCCCCCCCCUUCCCAAAAAAAACCAUUCACCAUGUCCCCUCCUAGGACUUGAAACAGGAGCUCUCGCCCGAUACACCCUCAGAGUUUCUGUGGACAACCUUUUGGCCACAACUAUGGUAACUCUAGCAGGCCAAAAAGCCAGUGCAAUUGUAAGGGAUGUUGUGUAAUGUUUAGUUAGUUUUUUGAAAUUCUAUAUAGGGGAAGGGGAAAAACCCCUCGUUUCUCCUCUCCUUCACCUGAGAUCCACCAGCAGCAGCAGCAACAGCAUAAUGAAUCCAAAAAGGGAAUGCCAAUAUCCUAUGUUGCUGUAUGUACAGGUGAAGCCAGAGUUACUACCAUAACAAGCCUUGUUCUUUAAUCCCCAUUCCUGCUCCAACCUGCUGCUUCACUGUAGAAAUAAUUCACUGUGGGGAAAUCCACUGUGAAACUGCAUGGGUCACAUCAUAUGACCAGUCAAUAUCAACACCCCACCUCCCCCAGCAUACCACCCACAUUCCAACAGCGCCUCCCUGUAGAAACACCCUCAUGUCGUUCAGGUGUUUCUGACGCAUCAACAAUCUCAAGCGUUCUGUCAAGGAGCUUGUUUCAGGGAUAAGACUCCCGCCUACUCCCACCUUUUCCAACAUGCGGUGCUUUUUCCCGGCAGAGUUUACAAUCCAGUCAGGCCUGGACACAAGCUCUGAAUUUGGGGAGGUCUAGGGAGAUAUGACUCUGGACAAAGAUGGUGCCCAUUGUACAGGACGGGAGGAGAUUGUUCAGACCACACGAUUCUAAACUGGGAUUGUUCUUUCUAAAGCCUUUUUAGAUUUUUGUUUCCUAUUUUCGGGGUGAGUGGAAUGUCUUUAUCUUUCUUUUUACUUUACUUGAAGAAUCACAACCUCCUCGGUGGCUAUAGGCUAGCCCGCGGAGUUGCCCUAGUGACCGACCACACUCGGCCCUGACCUGAUCCAAUCAGCUGUGGACUAGACGGUGGGAGGGGCUCUGACAGAGGCCCUUCUGCUUUCCUUGCCUCCAGCUACAGUGCCAGCUCCUCUUACUAGUAAACUGCUUCUGCACCUCCUGCUACUACUACUAUACCUACAACUACUGUUUGUUACACUUACCUCCAGCGUUUUAGUUGGAAACAAACCAAGUUGAAUAAAUAUUCCAAACAAAGAUGGCAUAUUUAUUAUUGACCACACCUGGAGACUGUUAAAAGGGUUUGUCUAUUUGACAUGCUGGCGUGAUAGAAAUACGGCGAUCGAAAUAGCCUCUUGUUUAAUCGUCACCUCUGCCCCACGUGUUUUGGCGUCGCCGCUGUACACUUUCACCAAGGGUUCCCCUUUCUUUAUUGGCCGU